CUGAGUCUGUCGUAGAGAUGCUGUUCGUCUUCUGUCUGGCUGCUCUUCUCUGGAUUGGAGGAUGUGGAUCAGUGUUUCUGAGGUCUGUUCCAGUUGGAGAGAGUUUGACUCUGUACUGCAGCAGUCAGAACUCAUACGGAACUUUGAGGUGGAUUCGACUUUCUAUCGACAAGUCUGUGGAAUAUUUAGCCACCAGUGACAGCCGCGAGUCUUCUGAUGUGGUAAAGAAAGACGAAUCAGGGAAGUUUGACCUUCCUCUUCAUGGAGUGCUGCUGAAUGAAACUGGAUUUUACAUCUGCUGUGAAGUUUGGUACACAGAUUUAAAGAUUUUGAACGUGACCUUUUUACAUGUUGAAGAAGUGUCUCCUCACGUCACCGACAUAGAAGAGGAUUCAUCUGAGGUCCAUUCUGGACUCUCUUACAAGCAUCAGUGUUCAGUUUCCUCCAGUUCCAAGACUAGUUCAUGUUCAGAGAGAGUUUACUGGUUCAAACCCAGAGCAGACAAAUCACCAAGUUUACUGGUCGCACAUGAACACGAAGGUGAGGAGUGUGGAUGGAACUCUACGACUGGAUUGAAGAAAUGUGUCUACAGCGUGUCCAGAGACGUGGACUGGUCUCAUGAUGAGACCCUCUACUGCGCUGUGCUCUCAUGUGGACAGAUCUUCUUCGGAAAUGGGCUGAAAAAGCCUCCUAAAGGUAAAAGAAUAACAUGGUUGUUGAUCUAGUUGCUGUCGAUCCUGUUUUCAGUCCUUCAUUCGUCCUUUCUCUGACAGAGCCUCAUCACUCCUGGUUAACUGCAGGUGUGGUGAGCUCUGGUCUCAUCAUAAGUCUGGGAGUCAACGCUCUUCUGGUUUACAUCAUCAGGAAACAGAAGAGGGACUUCAGUGCAGCCUCCAGCUUCCAGCCAGCACUGAGUGAAGAGCACCAGCAGCAGGUGAAUGAAGAACCUCUGGUUUAUUCUGUGCCAAGUUACACCAAGAGGACGAGUGGAUGGAAUGAAAGAGGUGUCAAGAUGGAGGAAAAUGUGACGUAUUCUGGAGUGCAGAUGAUGGAAUAGAUCCUGGAUCUUCCACUCGGGACUUGAGAUGCUCCCUGAACACUGGAACCUUCAAACUAACCAUGGUUGGAAAAUACAAGACUGGCAGGAUGUUGAUUUUUCCACCACAAACCCAGAACACAAAUUAUUUUGAAGUGUGUCACGGAAGAUCGACAACAGUCACUGUUCACCACUUGACUAACCCACAAACAGCAAACCAGUAUAGAAGUGGAAAACAAAGGUGUUGUGGGAGAAAAACAGUCAAAGCUCUUUGUGUGCCCAGUCUCUGUGAAGCUCUUGUGUGGUUUCUUCUGUCACAGUGAUGGAAAAAGAGUCGGACGUCUGUGCCUCACAGAGAGAGUGAGACAGGAAGUCAGAGGAGUUGGAAGACAUGCAGAGCUAGUUUCAAUAAAUGUGACCAACCACAAACACCUGCCACUUUGGAGAAACACGACAUGUCCGUACACAGUUGUUUCAAAAGAUGUGCCACAUAUUGGUUGAGAGAACCAGAUGCCAAAUACUUCUGCAUGUCAGAGUCACUUCAGGUUAUGCUUGCCAGUUUUUUUAUGGCACAAACUCCAUGAAAGACAAAACCAUUUGGACUUGUCAAAUAUUUUACCAAAUAAUUAAAAAGCUUCACAGAAAUCUCCGGCUUGGAUUUUGAGUGGUUCUUCCAUCACGUGAAGCACAGUUGUGGUGUCAAUUCUAGUCCAGGGUGAGUGGUAUUUGAAGUGCAGAAGACCAGUUGUAGUUUCAGAAGAACGGAGUGAAUGUGAUGGAGGAGCCGUUUUUCAACACAAUAACACUAAUCCUUUUUCAUCAAGUCUCUUUUUGUUUUCGUCCCUCUGCAAGUCUUUUAAGAGUUCAAAAGAUAAAAGACAUUAUGAUGAUGAUUUGCCCUUCUACUGACACACAUGACAAAUGUGAAGAAUAAAACUGCAGAGGUGUUGUCUUGUCUCCUCCCACCUCGCCUUUUGUUUGUAAAAGAACGACACUCUUCCCCGACCGUCAACUUAUUGUGAAAACGCAAAGAUGCAAAUGUGAAAAUGCAGUCUGGACGAAGACAGUUGAGGUUGGACAAGAUGUGACUCUAGAAUCCAGCAGUCAGACGAGUGGAAACUUCUACUGGACUCGAUUUCCUGGGAACUCUUUACCUCGGCUGUUGGUUGCCUUUGAUUCCUACCGAUCUCGUAACGUGAUUACAGAUUCUCGCCGGAGAAUAAAGCUCAAUGACUCCAGGAAGUUUGGUCUGGACAGUGGAUUUUACAUCUGCACUGCAGUUUGGACUUUUGACAUGACAU
Molecule: messenger RNA, 2337 nt
Organism: Synchiropus splendidus (mandarinfish)
Lineage: Eukaryota; Metazoa; Chordata; Actinopteri; Syngnathiformes; Callionymidae
Exons: 5
Coding region: 18-725 (235 amino acids)
Biological process (GO): response to bacterium
Source: RefSeq, a predicted model, not a curated record